This is a messenger RNA of Caenorhabditis bovis, 264 nucleotides long. Lineage: Eukaryota; Metazoa; Nematoda; Chromadorea; Rhabditida; Rhabditidae. The record is from the annotation of a GenBank genome assembly.
AUGAUUGAUUUUCUCUUACUUCAUUUGAGAUCGUUUAAAUUAUGAGUGGACAAAGCGGAUGUUGAUCUUGAAGAUGAUGAUUUCGACAAAGAUAUUGUCGUUGUGGAACCGAACAAAGAGAAUGAGGAAGAAGGAAUGGAGCAUGAUGGAGAGGAUGCAGAGAAUCUGAACCCUAAGAUUGACCCAGCCAAACUAAAAUUGAAAUAUGAGGAUUACAAGAAAAUGUCUUCAUAUGAGAGCCGACGAACACAAACUCGGCGAUGA